GCCUACUUGCCUUGACCACCUUGCAGAACGUUCAUUGUAAGGAAUAUAAUUGCGUCAAUGGCUCGCCGUCCGGUCGUCGGUCUCAUCGCCGUCGCUAUCCUCCUGGGCGCCGCCAUGACGGUGGAAGCGCAGAUCACCUGCACCCAAGUGGUGUCGUACCUGUUCCCUUGCCUGGGAUACGUCCAGGGCAUUCAGCCCCUCACCGGCAGCUGCUGCAACGGCGUGCGGUCGCUGAACGCCGCAGCCAAGAGCAGGGAGGACCGGCAGACCACCUGCAACUGCCUCAUGCGGACGGCUGCCGGCGUUCAGGGCAUCCAGCCCGGACUAAUCUCCGGCAUCCCGGCAAAGUGCAACGUCGCCGUGCCGUACCCCAUCAACCCCAACGCCGACUGCUCUCGGAUCAACUGAAAUGAAGUGAAGUGAGCACUGAGCAUGGAGAAAAUAAUGAUCGAGUUUAAUUUUAAUUAAGUAAAGUAGAGGUGAAGUGCUUCCUUUCAAUCGAGUGUGUUGCUGUGAAAGUUUACUGUGAUCUAGUGCAGUUUUAUCAUAUGGGGCUUCUGUAAGCAGCAGUCAUCACUGUUAAGAUCUCAUUUAAUGUCCUGCUACUUAAUAAUAUCUGCACUAUAAUAAUUUGACAA
This is a messenger RNA of Zingiber officinale, 638 nucleotides long. Its product is annotated as non-specific lipid-transfer protein 1-like. Bases 58 to 408 code for a protein of 116 amino acids. NCBI's taxonomy places the organism in Eukaryota, Viridiplantae, Streptophyta, Magnoliopsida, Zingiberales, Zingiberaceae. Gene Ontology annotation, cellular component: membrane. Gene Ontology annotation, biological process: lipid transport. The transcript has 2 exons. The record is from RefSeq and is a predicted model, not a curated record. Gene Ontology annotation, molecular function: lipid binding.